This is a messenger RNA of Globicephala melas (long-finned pilot whale), 1152 nucleotides long. RefSeq names its product large ribosomal subunit protein P1-like. The record is from RefSeq and is a predicted model, not a curated record. Gene Ontology annotation, biological process: cytoplasmic translation; translational elongation. Gene Ontology annotation, molecular function: ribonucleoprotein complex binding; structural constituent of ribosome; protein kinase activator activity. Lineage: Eukaryota; Metazoa; Chordata; Mammalia; Artiodactyla; Delphinidae. Gene Ontology annotation, cellular component: cytosolic large ribosomal subunit; ribosome.
AAGGUGCUCGGUCCUUCUGAGGAAGCUAAGGCCGCAUUGGGGUGUAGGCCCUCACUUCAUCUGGCGACUGCACCAUGCCCGGCAGCCCCUGCCUAGCACUCGCCCGCACCAUGGCCUCCGACUCAGCGCUCACCUGCACCUACUCGGGGCUCAUCCUGUCCGACAAUGAGGUGACAGUCACCGAGGAUAAGAUCAAUGCCCUCAUUAAAGCAGCCAGUGUAAAUGUUGAACUUUUCUGGCCAGGCUUGUUUGCAAAGGCUUUGGCCAGUGUCAACAUCGGGAGCCUCAUCUGCAAUGUGGGGGCAGGUGGACCCGCCCCAGCGUCUGGGACUGCACCGGCAGGAGGUCCUGGCCCCUCCACCACUGCUGCCCCAGCUGAGGAGAAGAAAGUGGAAGCAAAGAAAGAAGAAUCUGAAGAGUCUGAUGAUGACAUGGGCUUUGGUCUUUUUGACUAAACCUCUUUAGUAACACGUUCAAUAAAAAGCUGAGCUCUUAAAAAAGAAAAAAGAAAAUUGCGUUAAAAGCUAAUUGUAUGGGAAGAGUGUAGCAGUCAGGAAGCACAGGAUUAAAAUGAAUGCCAGAGAUCAGGAAUUUUAGGGGUCUAAAUUCCAGGGCAGAAAAAUGAACCUGAAUGGGGUUUCUUUUUGGAGUGAUGAAAGUAUUCUGGAAUUAGAAAGUGGUGAUGGUUCCUAAACUUAUGAAGAGACUAAAGCCAUUGAGCUGUAUACUUUAAGAGGACAGAGUUUAUGGUAUAUGAAUUAUUUUGAAAAAAUGACCCUGACUGUGGGGAAAAUGAUAGCUCAGGGCCAUCUGGCAUAGGGUAGGAACCCAACCAGGGUGAGUAGUGCACCUGUGUGCAGGGUGGCAAUGAGCAGCGGUGAGAUUUGUUACAUGUAGGGGGAUAGAUUAAAUAAGUAUAGUAUUAAAUAAGGAAAACAAGAACCAGAUUUUUCACUAUUGGAGAACAGAGUUAUAACUUUGGAAAGGAAGAAGUCUAGAAUUAACCCUAUGGUAUUGAAUUGGAAUUGGAGCAUCUUUGUGAACAUUUAGAGUGUAUGUUUGUAUAUGGAUUUACAAAUAAAAAUGAAUAUAGAGUUGUGUGUAUGUAUAUAAGUGUAUGAGCAUACUGCCUAACUCUGUCGACAGAGUGGA